AUGGCAUCCACGCCACUCCGUGAGAACGGCAUCUUCGGUGCCGCCAAGACCCCCAGCCGUGGCAAGGAGCGGCUCGACCGCUUCAUCCCCUCGCGCUGCAACCUGGACACAGACCACGCGCUGUUCCAGCUUGGCCAGGAGAACCAGGGCUCGCCUCGCCGUGGCGCCGAUGCCGCAGCCGACAAGAGCCCCGCCAAGGCCGAGUACCAGAAGCUCCUGGCCGCCAGCCUCAACGUCAACGAGCAGGCCCGUGUCCUCGCGUUCAAGCACAAGGCGCCGGCGCCGCCGGAGGGCCACGACAGCGGCCUCGCAUCGCUGUACUCGGCCAACCUGGGCCAGGCCCCGAGCCGCAAGCAGUUCCGCCACGUGCCGACGACGCAGGAGCGCAUCCUGGACGCCCCAGACCUGGUCGAUGACUACUACCUCAACCUGCUCGACUGGAGCAGCAACAACGUGAUUGCGGUGGCCCUUGGCGCGACAGUGUACCUCUGGAACGCCGGCACCGGCAGUGUCGAGGAGCUCUGCACCUGCAAGAACGAGGGCGACUACGUCUCCAGCAUCCAGUGGGCGACCGACAGCUCCCACCUGGCCAUCGGCACCUCGGACGCCAAGGUCCAGAUCUGGGACGCUGGCCGCGCCAAGCAGGUCCGCGAGCUGUGCGGCCACACCAACCGCGUCAGCUCCCUCGCCUGGAACGGCGCCGUGCUCUCCAGCGGCGGCCGCGACAGCGUCAUCUGCAACUGGGACGUGCGCAAGCGCAAGGACGAGGCCCUCGUCGCCACCCUGCGCGGCCACGACCAGGAGGUGUGCGGCCUCAAGUGGUCGCCCUCGGGCCAGCAGCUCGCCAGCGGCGGCAACGACAACAUGCUGUGCAUCUGGGACGCCAACUACCAGCUGCAGCACCGCAUCGCCGCCCACCAGGCCGCCGUCAAGGCGCUCGCGUGGUGCCCCUUCCAGAGCAACCUCCUCGCCAGCGGCGGCGGCACGGCCGACAGGCACAUCCGCUUCUGGAACACCCUGACGGGCGCCCAGCUCAACGCCAUUGACACGGGCUCUCAGGUGUGCGCGCUGCAGUGGAGCCGCCACGAGCGCGAGAUCCUGUCCAGCCACGGGUACUCCAAGAACCAGCUCAUCCUCUGGAAGUACCCCACCCUGGCCAAGGCCGGCGAGCUGCACGGCCACACCGCGCGCGUCCUGCACAUGGCCCAGUCGCCCGACGGCGCCUCGGUCGUCACGGCGGGCGCGGACGAGACGCUGCGCUUCUGGCGCGCCUUCGGCGAGCCUGCUACCGCGUCGUCCAAGGGCGAGCAGAAGGCCGCCACCGCCGCCGGCACCAGCGCGUCGAUGCUGCGCUCCGUCAGCCUCAGGUAG
This is a messenger RNA of Monoraphidium neglectum, 1371 nucleotides long. Its product is annotated as putative Cell division cycle protein 20. Gene Ontology annotation, molecular function: ubiquitin ligase activator activity; protein binding; anaphase-promoting complex binding. The record is from RefSeq and is a predicted model, not a curated record. Gene Ontology annotation, biological process: positive regulation of ubiquitin protein ligase activity; positive regulation of anaphase-promoting complex-dependent catabolic process; anaphase-promoting complex-dependent catabolic process. The coding region runs from base 1 to 1371 and encodes 456 amino acids. Gene Ontology annotation, cellular component: anaphase-promoting complex. The transcript is spliced from 3 exons. Lineage: Eukaryota; Viridiplantae; Chlorophyta; Chlorophyceae; Sphaeropleales; Selenastraceae.